Messenger RNA from Rhizophagus irregularis DAOM 181602=DAOM 197198, 1290 nucleotides. RefSeq lists its product as uncharacterized. Gene Ontology annotation, molecular function: tRNA (guanine(37)-N1)-methyltransferase activity. The record is from RefSeq and is a predicted model, not a curated record. Lineage: Eukaryota; Fungi; Glomeromycota; Glomeromycetes; Glomerales; Glomeraceae. Gene Ontology annotation, biological process: mitochondrial tRNA methylation; tRNA N1-guanine methylation. Gene Ontology annotation, cellular component: cytoplasm; mitochondrial matrix.
AUGAUUCCGCCACCUAUUCGACAUGGUAUGACAGUACUCAACAGAGAAUUAUUUCGACGCGAAAUUAGUGUUAUAGGAGUACGCAUCCCUACGAGUUUAACAGCAAAGUUCUUGAAAGUGUUAAAUAAAGAAUUGCUCAAUCAACCAAAGCUGAGAAACGUAGUGAAUGAUCCUGAAUCCAAUUUAUCAAGAAUUAUUUUAAUGAACCUCAACGUUCAGAGCUUAGAUCUUGCUAAUUUAUCUAGCGAAGCAAAAGAUUUUAUUAACAAAGAAGGACUUGGCGUCGUGAAGCAUUCAAUUGAAUUGAAAUAUGAUUAUUGGGGCGUUGAUGAUAUAAUCAAAGCUAUUUUGCCUGAGGGCUCGGAAUCACCAUCCUCUUUUACACAAGUUGGACAUAUUGCUCAUGUAAAUUUGCGAGAUGAAUUUCUUCCAUGGAAAUAUAUGAUAGGCCAAGUCAUUCUUGAUAAAAUUCCAAAUAUUUUAACGGUCGUGAACAAAACCGAUGUAAUUGAUUCAACAUAUCGAUUUUUUAAAAUGGAAGUUUUGGCCGGAGAAAAUAAUAUGAUAGCUGAAGUGAAAGAAAGUAAUUGUAGAUUUCGAUUUGAUUUCUCACAAGUGUAUUGGAAUUCUCGAUUACAUACUGAACAUGAUCGUCUGGUAAAAAUGUUUAAAAAAGGAGAUUAUAUAUGCGAUGUUUUUGCUGGAGUGGGACCUUUUGCAAUUCCAACCGCGAAGAAAGGGUGUAUUGUUUACGCGAAUGAUUUGAAUCCUAUGUCAUAUAAAUAUCUUCUGGAAAAUAUUUCAUUAAACAAAGUAAAUAAUAAAAUUCAUCCGUAUAAUCUCGAUGGCCGUGAUUUUAUAAAGAAGGCAGUAAAAGAUUUGGGAAAAAAUCUCAACGCUCUAGAUCAAACUAAGAUGACAAAACCUAUGGAUACGGUAACAAAUACAUUAGCUGAAUUUCGAACUUUUAAUCAUUUUAUAAUGAACUUACCCGCAACGGCUAUAGAGUUUUUAGAUGCUUUUAAAGGACUUUAUAAGGAUAAAGAAUCAUUGAUCAAAAAUUCUCGCGUAGAUUUGCCGAUGAUUCAUUGUUAUUGUUUCACAAAAAGCGAAACACCCGAUACCGAAAUGAUCGAACGUAUUAAUUCAAUCAUAACAUAUUCAAUGCAAGUAGAUGAAUAUAAGAUCCAUUUUGUUAGAAAGGUUGCACCGAAUAAAGACAUGUUUUGUGUUAGCUUUAGAUUAAGCAAAGAAGUUGCUUUUCUUACUACCGGAAGGUAUGUUACAUAA